This is a messenger RNA of Penicillium odoratum, 1647 nucleotides long. RefSeq lists its product as uncharacterized. Lineage: Eukaryota; Fungi; Ascomycota; Eurotiomycetes; Eurotiales; Aspergillaceae. The record is from RefSeq and is a predicted model, not a curated record. The transcript has 4 exons. Bases 1 to 1647 code for a protein of 548 amino acids.
AUGGAUGCGCACAAUUUGCAGGCUGCGUCGACUUAUGUCAACAAUAUUUUGUUGGCGCGCGGUUUACUCAAUGAUGGGGCUUCAAUCGAUUUUGCUCAUCCCGAAAAUGAGGAGGGGGGAACCGAAGCUACUAUGGCGCGAAUCAUUAACCUAGUCAACGACUUGGUUAUAAGGAGAGAUCGAGAAGCUGAGCAUCGUGAGAAUUUAGCAACAACAAUUCGAACCCUGCGGGGUAGCGAGUCGGAGCAGACUUUGGAGAUCGGGAAACUGAAGACCAAAUCAUCCGAAUUGAAACGAUCGCUAGCCCUCACUGAGGCAUCAGAGCGUGCGCUCCGCUCUAACAUGUCCAGCGCCGAAGCGUCCAUCCGAGGAUUGAAAGAGCAAGUCCAGCGCAUGAAGAGCACCGUCCAGCAAGUGCGCGCCCAAUGCGCAAAUGACAUACGCAAACGUGAUCUCGAAAUGCAGAAAUUAAAAUCCCACCUAGCGGACCGGCAGCGGGGAAAGCGCGAGGGAUUGAGCGUCACUACCAUCAACAUAAACCCAUCCUCGACACGUUCUCGAUUGAGAUCUAGUGGUGGUGAUAGAGUCAAUGAUCCGGGAUAUAGUCUUAAGCAAGAGACAACAGACUUCCUGACCGAGUUGUGCCAAAAUCUGAGUGAUGAGAAUGAUACAUUGAUCGAGCUUGCGCGAAACACCGUCGAGACUUUGAGAGAGGUUCAAGGACUUCCCCAGGAUGAGGAAGGAAAUCAGAGCGAGGAGACGCCAGGAUUGGCAGCCAGUGUUGGACCACAAAAGUCGGCUAACGCUGUAACCACACUCCCUACGUCAACCGAGGAGCUGUCUAUGCGAAUGAAUGCGGUGCUGGAUCACUUGCGAACCCUUCUCACGAACCCCUCCUUUGUGCCGCUGGAGGAGGUCGAGAUCCGGGACGAAGAGAUCGCAAGACUGCGCGCAAGCUGGGAGAAGAUGGAAAAUCGCUGGAGUCAAGCAAUGACUAUGAUGGAUGGAUGGCAGCGCCGUCUUGCAGAUGGUGGUGACUCGGUUCGGGUAGAAGAGCUGAAGCUCGGCAUGAAUCUUGAUCUUAGUUUCAACUCCACUGAAGGUGUGAGCAUGCAGGAACAGACAGAGAACAAGCCCAUUUCGCCGAUUCUGGAGGACCAAGAGGAAAUGAGCGAAAGAGAGGAGCAGCCAGAUGAUGCGCCGUUGACUCGCUCCAAGAUCCGCAAGGUCCCGGAGCGCGCAGAGCGAGCUUUACGAGAACGCAGUGAUAACAUAGCUGCCAGGCCUAAAAGACUUCGAAAAGUUUCGUUCACUCCUGGUCUACAAGGAUCGCCAUGCCUACCUAUUGCGGACGAUGAAACCCUGCAGAUUAAGGCUCACAGAUCAGGAGCCGUGACUCGCCGGCCCUCACGUCGCAAGACCGAUCUCGGGGCAAGCCAGCUAGGCAAUGCCACCGAGUCUAUGAGUGUUCACCAAAAAUUAGCUGCAGCCGAAGAUGAAGCGCGUGCUGCAGCAAAUUCUCGUAAGGAGCGAGAGACACGAAAAAGAAGUCGACCAGAGAAAGUGCCCAGCCGGUCUGGCAACAGACGCCGAAGUACACUCACCAAUGACGAACUGGAUGAUCUCAUGGGUGUUCCCUCACGAUGA